Austrofundulus limnaeus is the source of this 1159-nucleotide messenger RNA. RefSeq lists its product as uncharacterized. The record is from RefSeq and is a predicted model, not a curated record. Lineage: Eukaryota; Metazoa; Chordata; Actinopteri; Cyprinodontiformes; Rivulidae.
CAGCUGUCUCAUUUUGUUCUUUGUGUUUAGUUAGUGUUUACAUUUACCGUUCACACAAGUUGCUGAAGACAAAUGUUGUGAGUGGCGACAGACUCCCGAGUUUURCGUAUCUUUACGUGAAAUACCUGAGCAGAGUUCUGACACGGAGAGCGGGUUACCUGUACUCUGCUGCAGCAGAGCCUGUUGUUUACACGGCGGUGAACUGCAGGCUGGACAGCUGCUUGUUGAGGAGGUUCUGCAGCUCUGCAGGUUAUGGUUGGGAUUAUCCAGACUCUGAGCACAGAGACAUCCCGCUGUGUUUCCCUGAGUUUCUGUGUUCCACACUUCUGCUCAUUUUAUUAACUGAUGGAAACUUCCGAAUCAGCCCUAAAGGUCUGGUCCGUGUGCGUCAGACUUUGAAGACUCUUCAGCCCAUCGAUGAGCUGAAGAAGGGUUCCUUCACGCUGCAGGUCAGAGUUCAGGGCUAUGAGCUGACAGAUGCAGGGGUGGAGGUGGACAUCUGUCUGGCUGCUGCUUCUUGUUCUGGAAGCCCGGUGUGGGAGAGUGUCCUGACGCUGAGGUCCACAGACAGGCUCCACGAAGCCGGCAGGUGUUUGCUGAAGCAUGGAGACCAGGUGGAGCAGAGUGAUGCAGGACAGUCAGGUGAGGCGGUGCCAGAAAAUAUAAAGCAGGUAGAAGUCAAAGUUCCCAGGAGCACUGGCCUGCAGAGUGUGUGGUCCUUCUCUGACUACUCCCCCCACCAGCUCCUCUCUCUGCUGCCGGGGGUCUUCGGCUUCAGGUCUCACACAGCACCGGGUCUCUGGGUUCUGUCRCUCUGCUUGGCUGAAAUAGAAAAGCACAAAGGGGUCGGCGUCAUCACAGCUCCGGUCAGCGUCACGGCCCGGUUUAAGGAGCCUCUGCUGGUACCGGGAAAAAUUCUGAUCAGGUUCUGGGAGACGAGGGAUGUUGACCAGUCUUCUGCUAAAGAGCUGAGUUUUCAUGUUCAGCAACCAGGACAGAGGGUCUCUCACAUGGUGGGACGAGUUUCUAGGUUUCAAUGACUAAACUUCAUAUUUUUGAUAUUUUUGCAGUGAAGAAGUCUCACUGUAYACACUGAUGCUUUUCAUUUUCUACAUUUUCUAUAUGAUUAUAAACUAAAUAAAGCAUCUGUCUCACCUAA